CCUGUCAAUAUUGAAAUGAACCGCGCACCUACUCUCUUCUCCUCCUCCGCGUCCACCGCCUUCAAGAAGCGGCACCUCUGCCUCACAGACAGGGUGCGCAAAGCAAGCACCGCCGGGCAAAGGCAAAAAAGAGCCAUCCAUCCAUCCAUCAUCCCCUUCCUCGUGCGCUGCCUCUUCUUCUCCUUCGUGCAGUACCAAGCUAAGCUAGGCAGAUAUCCAUGGUCUUUCCUCUUCUUGCUUGCCAAUUGCUGCAAGCUGCUGUAAGUAGAUAAUAGGUGUACACGUAGUAGCUAGCUAAGAGCCUAAGACAGGCAGCGAGAGCGGGGGAGAAGGAGGGAGGGAGGGGGAGAUGAAGCUCCAUUUCUUGGUGAAGGUCCUGUUCGGGCCUGUGCCGGUCUACUUCUCGGCGCUGGCCAUCCUCAUCCUGCUGACCAACGCGCAGUACUUCGGUCUGACCGGCGUGAGCGUGCCGCGCGCCACCAAGCUGGCGUCGUCCGCGCCGGUGGUGAGCGUGAUGAAGUACUGCGACAUCUUCCGCGGCGAGUGGGUGCCCGACGCGGAGGCGCCCUACUACACCCACAAGACGUGCGGCAUGAUCCAGGAGCACCAGAACUGCCUCAAGUACGGCCGCCCCGACCUCGGCUUCCUCAAGUGGCGCUGGAGGCCUUCCGGCUGCGAGCUGCCGCGCUUCGACCCCGUCCAGUUCCUCCACUUCGUCCGCCACAAGUCCCUCGCCUUCGUCGGCGACUCCCUUGCCCGCAACCACAUGCAGUCCCUCCUCUGCCUCCUCUCACAGGUGGCGUAUCCCAAGGACGUCUCGGCGAACCCGACGGACCAGAACAAGGUGUACCACUACCGGGCGUACAACUUCACCAUCAACAUGUUCUGGUCGCCGUUCCUGGUGCGGGCGCGGGAGCCGGAGCAGGACGACCCGGCGCACACGGGGCACUACAGCCUCUACCUUGACGAGCCGGACGACAAGUGGGUGUCGCAGGUGCCGCGGUUCGACUACGUGCUUGUGUCGGCGGCCAACUGGUUCUCCCGCCCCUCCCUCUUCUACGAGAAGCGGCGGCUGAUCGGGUGCAGCUUCUGCAGCCGGCAGUACGGCGUGCCGGACCUGACGCUCUACUACUCGCAGCGCAAGGCGUGGCGGGUGGCGCUGCAGGCCAUCAACGCCCUGGACAAGGUGAAGGGGCGGGUGAUCGUGCGGAUGCUGUCGCCCAUGUCGCACUUCGAGAACGGGACGUGGGACCAGGGCGGCAACUGCAGGCGCACGGAGCCGCUCCGGGGGAACCAGACGGUGGCCAUGGAGGGACGGGACCUGCGCUUCUACACGGCGCAGAUGGAGGAGUACCGCGCCGCGGAGAAGGCGGCGAGGGCAAAGGGGCUGAGGAUGAUGCUCAUGGACGCCACCGCCGCCAUGCUGAUGCGGCCCGACGGACACCCCAGCCGGUACGGGCACUGGCCAAACGAGAAGGUGCAGCUCUACAACGACUGCAUCCAUUGGUGCCUCCCCGGUCCCAUCGACAUCUGGAACGACCUCUUCUUCCAGAUGAUACUCGUCUAGCCCAAGCCCACGCCCACGCCCACGCCCACGGUGACGGUGGCGGUGGGCAGUACUACACAGAUCCAACAGAGGUCGUUCAUGCUUGAAGGCAAUUUUGAUAACGAAGAAAUGUUUCAUCUCAUCCCCCACACUCUCUCUCUCUCUCUCUCUCUCUCUCUUCCAUUCCUUUGAAUCUUUGAUUGAUGGGCGUGGUAGUAACUAUUGACGCCAA
Molecule: messenger RNA, 1778 nt
Organism: Hordeum vulgare subsp. vulgare (domesticated barley)
Lineage: Eukaryota; Viridiplantae; Streptophyta; Magnoliopsida; Poales; Poaceae
Product: protein trichome birefringence-like 19
Exons: 2
Coding region: 350-1567 (405 amino acids)
Cellular component (GO): Golgi apparatus
Molecular function (GO): O-acetyltransferase activity
Source: RefSeq, a predicted model, not a curated record